AUGGGGAUAAAGUGUUAUGCUGCAGCAUCUAUCAUCUCAUUAGUGCAGGAUAAGAUCUCACGCAUCCUUCUCCUUUCCAUCCAGCCACAGACAAUCCAAGACAAAAUGGGCCGACCCAAGCACUCAGACGACAAGGCCAAAAAACUAAAGGAGAUACGCGAUGAGAAGGAGCCCUUAGCCGCCAAGACCAAGUACUCCAUCUGGUUUUUCUUGCCGGACUAA
Molecule: messenger RNA, 222 nt
Organism: Aspergillus thermomutatus
Lineage: Eukaryota; Fungi; Ascomycota; Eurotiomycetes; Eurotiales; Aspergillaceae
Exons: 3
Coding region: 1-222 (73 amino acids)
Source: RefSeq, a predicted model, not a curated record